This is a messenger RNA of Hyla sarda, 1740 nucleotides long. RefSeq names its product metallophosphoesterase domain containing 1 (gene MPPED1). Gene Ontology annotation, molecular function: hydrolase activity. The transcript is spliced from 7 exons. The record is from RefSeq and is a predicted model, not a curated record. NCBI's taxonomy places the organism in Eukaryota, Metazoa, Chordata, Amphibia, Anura, Hylidae. Bases 272 to 1180 code for a protein of 302 amino acids.
CAGGCAUACACACCCCCCGUAUACAGACAGCUCCGCCGUUACCAGCGCUCUCCUCCCGCUCGCACAUGAGACUAUCGGAGCUGUCAGUGAGGACCCCCGGCCGCUCGCUCGUCUCCCGGACAAAAGCUUCUUCUGUGAUCCGGCAUUGUGCGCAGGAUUUCCAGGAGGGGAGUGUAUUGUAGACAGAAAAGAUGACAUACUUGUCUCUCAUUGGGAUGGGAAGAUAGCAGGGACAGCCGUAGGAAAAUAAAAGCAGGAGCGAGCGGCGACGAUGGCGUACACCCACUCGCACAUCAUGGCAUCCAGAAGGCAUCCGCCAAGUCGUGUCAUUAUCGAAGUAGACGAGUACAGCUCCAACCCCACACAGGCGUUCACCUUCUACAACAUCAACCAGGGACGAUUCCAGCCGCCACACGUGCAGAUGGUAGAUCCUGUACCCCAUGAUGCUCCAAAACCACCUGGCUAUACCCGAUUUGUCUGCAUUUCCGACACCCAUUCAAGGACUGACCUCAUCCAGAUGCCAUAUGGAGAUGUUCUAAUCCACUCUGGAGAUUUUACAGAGCUCGGGCUACCGAGCGAAGUGAAGAAGUUCAACGACUGGCUCGGAAGCCUCCCGUAUGAGUAUAAAAUAGUCAUUGCCGGCAAUCACGAGUUGACAUUUGACCACGAGUUCAUGGCCGACUUAAUCAAACAGGAUUUCUAUUAUUUUCCCUCUGUGUCGAAACUGAAGCCGGAGAAUUACGAAAACGUUCAGUCUCUGCUCACAAACUGCAUCUAUCUCCAGGAUUCUGAAGUUACUGUGCGAGGAUUCCGGAUAUACGGUUCCCCGUGGCAGCCCUGGUUCUAUGGAUGGGGAUUCAACCUUCCUCGGGGGCAGGCUUUAUUAGACAAGUGGAACCUCAUACCAGAAGGCACAGACAUCCUCAUAACACACGGACCACCACUUGGAUUUUUGGAUUGGGUGCCAAAAAAGUUACAGAGAGUGGGAUGUGUGGAGUUAUUGAACACGGUGCAGAGGAGAGUUCAGCCGAGGUUACAUGUGUUUGGUCACAUACAUGAAGGUUAUGGCGUCAUGGCCGAUGGAACCACCACAUACGUCAAUGCCUCGAUAUGUACUGUCAAUUACCAGCCGGUAAAUCCUCCCAUAGUUAUCGACUUGCCGAACCCAAGGAACACGUGAUUCACGCAACACGCGUGCUCCGUCCUCCUCCUCCUCAGCUGGUCCAUGGACACCACAUACAUGUGCGACAUAUAUACCGGCUCUGACUAUUGACUACCGCUAUAAGAUUUGCAGGACUGAUGGAGGAUAUUUUUUUUUUUUUGUGCAAUUGUUUUGGACGUCGUUUCGGAAGUCAAACAUUUCCAGCAACCACGCUGAGAGAACUGUGAUGUCAUACGAUGUCCUCAGGCCGCACGCGAGCCGCUACGAAUCUACGCACAGUGAUUGAUGCUGCUGCUAUUGUUAUAUAAAAGCACACUGACUGCAACAGAAAGGAACAAAAAACUUUUUCUUCCCAUAGGAACCGAGAAAAUGGAUAUUAACCUCAAGAUGCCGGGGACCAGUUAUAGUCUUCGCACCAGCUGCUCGCCUACUAAGGGGUUAAAUAUGUGGAGACUUUUUUUCUAUCCGCUCGGUGUCUCGCUGGCGGCUGCCGAUGCUGCCGCCUGUUUUGCAAGCACAGUUCAUGUUUGUUGUGUUGGGCCGAAUUGUUCUUUAAUUCUGAAUGCUAAAAAAAAUAA